UGGAGGUUCUUGGAUGUGGUAACAGCCUGUAAGAUUUAAUCCAGGAAAAGAAGCCUCAAUUUGUCAAACACGGAAACGACAAGCGAAGAGAUUUUGUCUCUGUUGCGUACUGUACUAUUUGCCUUCAACAAGAUACGCACAUUGAACAGACGCGGGAAACCAAUACAAUCACAAAAGCCAAAACAAUGCCAAGAAAGAAAGAGAUUGUUAAAAAUGCUGCUCCUUUACCCAGAAUUCAAGAAAACUCGAGGCUUAUGCGGACACACGAAUCAAUUGUUGAUUUAAUAAAUGGACGUCAUGGGGGCUCCUUCCUGGAUGUCUUGGGUUUAGAUUUCUUCAGGAGCUUGAGUGCAAACCUGCACAGUGACAUCAUAUAUUCAGAUGAUGAUGAUGAUGAUGAUUUUUAUCCACAAAGUACUGCUCAUAGGCCUUUACAACCACAUCCACGAAUAAGACAACUUACUGAUGAGGAGGCUGAGAAACAUGCAAAAGAACUUAUAGCAGAGGAGGAACGACGUAAGGAGAAAACUGAGAGGAACAAGCGUAAAAAAUUGGAGGAAGAACAAGGGAAGUCGGACUCCUCAGAAAAUCAGGAAGAAAAUCAUUUUAUUGAACCUAAUGAAGAAGCAAGUGAAUCUCCUAAAUCAUAUAAAAUACACAAUACAACAGAGGCUGCUGGGUGUGACGACAGCAGUGGUAAUAAUAAAGAAGAAACUGUUGUGAAGAUCAAUAAGAUAAAGGAUGGGGAGCAAAAGGGUUUGGAUUUAAAUAAUUCAUAUUCUUCUACUAGUAAAUUGGUGCCUGAAGAGACAGAGACUUGUAGCCAGGAGAUGGCAAAAGAAAGAAAAAAGAAAAAAAAUAAAUUACUGAAAGAUGAGCAGCUCAAAGAGGAAAAGACGAACAUUGUGGAGAAGCCUGACGUUCAAAAGACAAAAGAAGAGAAACCUGAAACAAAGGAGAAACCAAUGGAUCUCGCUGCAGAUGAGUAUACAAAAAGAAGCCGAGAGCUUGCCAUUACAGGAAAUCACUUGGCUGCCUCUGGACAGUAUGAGAUGGCAGUGAAAUGCUUUACCGAUGCCAUUAAAUUCAACCCAAGGGAAUUUAAGUUGUUUGGAAAUCGGUCCCUCUGUUAUGAAAGAAUGCAGCAGUAUGAAAAUGCUCUCAGGGAUGCUGACCUAGCACUCUCCAUGGAGCCAAACUGGGUUAAAGGUUUAUUUAGGAAAGGAAAAGCACUUUGCGGGCUCAAGAAAUACUACGAGGCCUCGCUGAUCUACAAGCGGGUGUUGGAGCGGGAUAGUUCGAGUGAUGAAGCCACACAAGAGCUGAAACGAGCACAGACAUUGCACCUCAUGGAAAUGGGCUUCACCUGGGCGGAGAGUUCGGAGGCCUUGAAAACACAUGCCACAUUAGAGCAAGCCAUCGAAGCUCUGUUUGGUGGUGACAGUAACCCGGGUCCUGGAGAGGCUGCUGCCAGUAAGGACAAUACAGACCAAGCAGUGUUGCAGGAUGAAGAUAAUGAUGAGGGAGAGUGGACUGUCCUACAAACAAGCCGUCUUAGAACGCAGCAGGUCAGGCAGUCUAAUGUUCCGGGACAAAGCAAAUCGAAGUCUCAGUCACCAAUGCCUCAUUCAAGGAGCUCUGUGAAACCGACACUUUUCCCCAUUUGGGUUGGAUCCUUGGCUCCUACUGUCACCUACGCAACACUCCAUGAGCUCUUCAGCAGAGUUGGGGUCAUCUACAGCAUCAAGAUGCUGCUGGAGCAUCAGUGUGCCUUUGUGAACUACACGAGAAAGGAAGACUGUGACACAGCCAUCCAGUGUUUUAAUGGAAUGGUGGUAGAGGGGGCUCCUCUGUCAGUGCGACAUCCCCUUAAAAUCAACACUGGACUCGGUGUGUCCAAAAUGGCUGCCACCGACCUCUUUUCACGUUCGAGCUCGUACAAGAAGGAGUGCUUCUUCUGGAGGACCACAGGCUGCAUGAGACAGGACUGCACCUACAGGCACGUGCCAGAGCACAAGAGCAUUGAUAAGGACAAAUUCACCAGUCGACUGGGACAAUUUAACAUUUAGGAACUCUGAAGUAAAAAGCAUGCAGUGCUUCCCCUGGAUGUCAACCCAGGGUGCUUUUAGUUUCCUCUUCUCUAAAUUUGGUUUUGGUUCUUGUGAAAGUUGGGCUGCAAGAAGUGUUCAGUGAUUUUUGCAUUUUACAUUCUGUUGUGUUUUUGGAAAUGUUGGCAUGGUGACGGCCCACCACUGGUGUAUGACUACAGGAGAUGCACCAAACCAAAUUGUGCUGGUGUGCUAUAGUAAAAAUGCCUGAUAUCAUGCUAUAAGCGGUCCUUUGCAGUAGGAUUUUGUCAGGGGUUAUUUGUGAUCUAAACUCUUAAAACACCUGAUUUUUACUUUGUUUUAAAACUGAUUUAACUGAUUUUUCUGUUGCUCUCCAAUCCUCACUCACUAGGUGGCAGCAUUGUCUUAACCCUUAACUUCAGGGCUGCAAACUGUUCUGCUUUUACAUGUAAAGGCUGUGACUGAUAAAGUAGUUGUGCUACUGGACACAAAUUGUCAUACAAUAAGUGCCUUUCAAUCACUAUGGCCACAGUUUCAUCAAAGUUUGCCUAGAGGGAAUUUAAGCCUCAACUCUGAAUGUGCCAUACACAUUAACCUAUACAGUACAAGACCAAAGGCUGGGUGUAGGUGAAACCAUAUAAAUGAACCUGAAUAUGAUUCGCUAUAAAACUAAUAUUCAUCCUGAAACAACAAAUGGUCUGGAGUGGGAUUAUUCAAGCCUCUGCACCUCUGUGUAAUUUGGGAUGUCACUAUGCGGUCAGAGCCAUGACUUGAAGAUGAGUGCGGCAGGUUUUUUUUACUGCUCUACCACCAAACUAUAACCAGAUUAAUUCUGGAAGCCGCAGCGUGUCCGGUUUCAGA
Molecule: messenger RNA, 2930 nt
Organism: Monopterus albus (swamp eel)
Lineage: Eukaryota; Metazoa; Chordata; Actinopteri; Synbranchiformes; Synbranchidae
Exons: 17
Coding region: 186-2069 (627 amino acids)
Molecular function (GO): RNA binding; metal ion binding; protein binding
Source: RefSeq, a predicted model, not a curated record